CCUGCCCGCCCGCCCGCCCGCCGGCUUCUGCUCCGGGCCCAGGGCCCCCGGCUGUGGGCUUCGCCAUGAGCGUCCCCGACUACAUGCAGUGUGCCGAGGACCACCAGACGCUCCUGGUGGUGGUCCAGCCCGUGGGGAUCGUCUCGGAGGAGAACUUCUUCCGCAUCUACAAGAGGAUCUGCUCCGUGAGCCAGGUCAGCGUGCGGGACUCCCAGCGCGUGCUGUACAUCCGCUACCGGCACCACUACCCGCCCGAGAACAACGAGUGGGGCGACUUCCAGACGCACCGCAAGGUCGUGGGCCUGGUCACCGUCACCGACUGCUGCUCGGCCCGGGACUGGCCGCAGACCUUCGAGAAGUUCCACGUGCAGAAGGAGGUCUACGGCGCCACGCUCUACGACUCCAGGCUCUUCGUCUUCGGGCUGCGGGGCGAGGUGGCGGAGCAGCCGCGCACCGACGUGGCCUUCUACCCCAGCUACGAGGACUGCCCGACCGUGGAGAAGCGGAUCGAGGACUUCAUCGAGUCGCUCUUCAUUGUGCUCGAGUCCAAGCGCCUGGACCGGGCCACCGACAAGUCUGGGGACAAGAUCCCUCUGCUCUGCGUCCCGUUCGAGAAGAAGGACUUCGUGGGGCUGGACACAGACAGCAGGCAUUACAAGAAGCGGUGCCAAGGGCGCAUGCGGAAGCACGUGGGGGACCUGUGCCUGCAGGCGGGCAUGCUGCAGGACUCGCUGGUGCACUACCACAUGUCGGUGGAGCUGCUCCGCUCCGUGAACGACUUCCUGUGGCUCGGAGCCGCCCUCGAGGGGCUGUGUUCGGCCUCUGUCAUCCACCACUACCCCGGCGGGACCGGCGGCGGCGGGACCGGCUCUCGGAGGCUGCAGGGGGGCUCCGUUGCCGCGGAGGCGGCCAACAGACAUCGCCCAGGGGCGCAGGAGGUCCUCAUUGACCCAGGUGCCCUAACCACCAACGGCAUCAACCCCGACACCAGCGCCGAGAUCGGGCGCGCCAAGAACUGCCUGAGCCCCGAGGACAUCAUCGACAAGUACAAGGAGGCCAUCUCCUACUACAGCAAGUACAAGAACGCCGGCGUGAUCGAGCUGGAGGCCUGCGUCAAAGCGGUGCGCGUGCUGGCCGUGCAGAAGCGGAGCAUGGAGGCCUCGGAGUUCCUGCAGAACGCCGUCUACAUCAACCUCCGGCAGCUGUCGGAGGAGGAGAAGAUUCAGCGCUACAGCAUCCUCUCGGAGCUCUACGAGCUGAUCGGCUUCCGGCGCAAGUCCGCCUUCUUCAAGCGCGUGGCGGCCAUGCAGUGCGUGGCGCCCAGCAUCGCGGAGCCCGGCUGGAGGGCCUGCUACAAGCUGCUCCUGGAGACGCUGCCGGGCUACAGCCUGUCGCUGGACCCCAAGGACUUCAACAAAGGCACACACCGAGGCUGGGCCGCCGUGCAGAUGCGCCUGCUCCACGAGCUGGUGUACGCCUCCCGGAGGAUGGGGAACCCCGCCCUGGCCGUGCGGCACCUGUCCUUCCUCCUGCAGACCAUGCUGGACUUCCUGUCGGAUCAAGAGAAGAAGGACGUGACUCAGAGCCUGGAGAGCUCCACCUCCAAGUGCCCAGGCACGAUGGAGCUCAUCACCCUGCCCGACGGCCUCGCCCUGCCGCCCGUGCCCCUCACCAAGCUGCCCAUUGUCAGGCGCGUGAAACUGCUGAACCUCCCUGCCAGCCUCCGGCCACAGAAAAUGAAAAGCUUGCUGGGUCAGAGCGUGUCCACCAAGAGCCCGUUCAUCUACUCGCCCAUCAUCGCCCACAGCCGCGGGGAGGAGCGGAGCAAGAAGAUCGACUUCCAGUGGGUCCAAGGGGACGUGUGCGAGGUCCAGCUGAUGGUGUACAACCCGAUGCCGUUCGAGCUCCGCGUCGAAAACAUGGGGCUGCUCACGAGCGGAGUGGAGUUCGAGUCUCUCCCUGCGGCCCUGUCGCUGCCGGCCGAGUCUGGGCUUUACCCGGUGACGCUCGUCGGGGUCCCCCAGACAACGGGCACGAUCACCGUGAACGGUUACCACACCACCGUGUUCGGCGUCUUCAGCGACUGCCUGCUGGACCACCUCCCGGGGGUGAAGACCAGCGGCUGCGCGGUCGAGGUGGUCCCCGCCCUGCCCAGGCUGCAGAUCAGCACGUCUCUGCCCAGGUCGGCACAUGCCCUGCAGCCCUCCUCGGGGGACGAGGUGUCUACGAACGUGUCUGUCCAGCUCUACAACGGGGAGACCCAGCAGCUGGUCAUCACCCUGGAGAACAUCGGGAUGGAGCCGCUGGAGAAGCUGGAGGUCACCUCCAGAGUCCUCACCACCAAAGAGAAGCUGUACGGCGACUUCCUGAGCUGGAAACUGGAAGAAACCCUCGCCCAGUUUCCGCUGCAGCCCGGCAAGGUGGCCACGUUCACCGUCGACAUCAAGGCGAAGCUGGACUUCUCCUGCCAGGAGAACCUCCUCCAAGACCUCAGCGAUGACGGGGUCAGCGUGAGCGGCUUCCCGCUGUGCAGUCCCUUCCGGCAGGUCGUCCGGCCGCGCGUGGACGGCAAGGCCGCGAAUCCGCCCGAGGGCAGCAAGCCCGGGGACCCGAGCCACGUGAAGACCCUGGAGGCGGUCCUGAAUUUCCAGUACUCCGGAGGCCCCGGCCACGCGGAGGGCUACUACAGGAGCCUGGCCCUGGGGCUGCACGUGGAGGUGGAGCCGUCCGUGCUCUUCACCCGGGGCAGCACUCUACCGGCGACCAGCACCCGCCAGUGCCACCUGCUCCUGGACGCCUUCAACUCCACGGAGCGCGAGCUGACAGUCAGCGCCCGGGGCGGCGAGGAGCUGACCCUGCACGCGGGCGAGUGCCAGCGGAUGGCCAUUCAGGUGGACAAGUUCAACUUCGAGAGUUUGCCCGAGUCCCCUGGGGAGAAGGGGCAGUUUGCAAGUUCCAGGCAGCUGGAGGAAGAGCGGCAGGAAGCGCGAGGCCUGGAGAUCAACAGCAAGCUGGGCAUCCGCUGGCGAAUCCCCUCCCUGAAGCGCACGGGCGAGGCGAGCGUGGAAGGCCUGCUGAGCCAGCUGGUCCUGGAGCACCUGCAGCUGGCCCCCCUGCAGUGGGACGUGCUGGUGGACGGACAGCCGUGUGACUGCCAGGCGGCCGCCUGCCGGGUGGGCGACCCCAUACGCCUGGAGGUGCGGCUGACCAACCGGAGCCCGCGCAGCGUCGGGCCCUUCGCCCUCACCGUGGUCCCCUACCAGGACCACCAGAACGGCGUGCACAACUACGACCUGCACGGCGCCAUCUCCUUCGUGGGCUCCAGCACCUUCUACCUGGACGCGGUGCAGCCUUCCAGCCAGUCGGCCUGCCUCGGGGCCCUCCUGUUCCUCGCCACUGGCGACUUCUUCCUGCGCAUCCGGUUCCACGAGGACGGCACGAGCAGGGAGCUGCCGCCGUCCUGGUUCUGCCUGCCCAGCGUGCAUGUGCGCGCCCUGGAGGGGCAGGCCUGAGCCGGAGGCUGGGCCCUGUGCGUGUUGGGGGGGUGGCCCGGCCCGGCCCCACACCCCAGCAGGGGCGAGCCUCUGCUGCAGCUCCUGUCCCGCCGCCGGCCCCCCAGCCCCAGCGCUCGGCACCCCUUCUCCUGCCCAGCGUCCUUUUUGGGCUCUGCGGGCGCCCAGGUGUGGCCGCCUUGCCCAGCCUGCACUGCCCGGUGGGGCUGCUUCUCCGCUGGGGCCUGAUGCUGACCAGACCCCAGAGGGUGGCGCCCACCCAGCCCAGGCCCCAGGCCCCUGCCCCUGUUCCUGUUCCUGGGACCUGGGAGGACGGCCCAGCCCGGGUGGGCCUGUUCCAGGCCCUGGCUGCCCGAGUGUCUGUGACAAGGUCUGCAAUAAAGGGCCUGGCUCCCUGC
Molecule: messenger RNA, 3910 nt
Organism: Phyllostomus hastatus (greater spear-nosed bat)
Lineage: Eukaryota; Metazoa; Chordata; Mammalia; Chiroptera; Phyllostomidae
Gene: TRAPPC9
Product: trafficking protein particle complex subunit 9
Exons: 23
Coding region: 66-3512 (1148 amino acids)
Cellular component (GO): trans-Golgi network
Source: RefSeq, a predicted model, not a curated record